Molecule: messenger RNA, 1432 nt
Organism: Epinephelus fuscoguttatus (brown-marbled grouper)
Lineage: Eukaryota; Metazoa; Chordata; Actinopteri; Perciformes; Serranidae
Product: ketosamine-3-kinase-like
Exons: 6
Coding region: 311-1090 (259 amino acids)
Source: RefSeq, a predicted model, not a curated record
ACAAUGGAAUCGAAGUUAAAGAAAGAGUUGGGGACAUCCAUGCUGGAGUCAUGUGGUCAUGCAGGAGGUGGAUACAUUUGCGAGGGUCAGAGUUAUGAUACUGACCAUGGGAGGGUGUUUGUGAAGAUAAAUUACAAGAGCGAGGUAUUUAAUCAUUGUUUUUUUAAUAUUUAAAUUCAAUAUAGUGACAGUGAGUGGCUUUUUAUAUGGCUGCAAGCUGCACCCUCUGAAAGCACAGUAGUUUUGAUUGCUACUGAACUUUGUGCACACGUUGCGAAAUGGAGACGGAUUUAAUUUCAUAGCCAAAUUGAUGUUUGAUGGGGAGAUGGCCAGUUUGGAAGCCAUUUUAAAGACAGAAACUGUUAAAGUCCCCAAGCCUGUGAAGGUGAUUGAGCUUGACACAGGAGGAUGUGUACUUGUGAUGGAACAUCUGGACAUGAGAGGUCUGAGCAAGUACUCAAAGCACCUCGGAGAGCAGCUGGCAGACAUGCAUCUUCUCAACAAGAGACAGCUGGAAAAAUUAAAUAAAGAGCAGCAGACAGUGGGAAAAGGAGCUGGACAGUCAGAUGUGGCUGUUGUUGAGAAGUUUGGCUUCAAUGUAGCUACAUGCUAUGGAUUUUUUCCACAGAACAACGAGUGGCAGGAUGACUGGGUGACAUUCUUCUCACAGCAGAGACUGCAGCACCAGCUCAACAUGGUGGAGGAAUCCUAUGGAGACAGAGAGGCCAGAGAGUUAUGGGCCAAGCUACAGCUGAAAAUGCCUCUGUUCUUCAAAGAUAUAGAGGUUGUUCCUGCUCUCCUGCAUGGAGACUUAUGGGGAGGCAACGUGGCACAGUGUGCAGACGGCCCAGUCAUCUUUGACCCAUCCUCUUUCUAUGGUCAUUCAGAAUUUGAGCUGGGUAUUGCUGGAAUGUUUGGUGGUUUCAACAGUGCUUUUUACUCUGCUUACCAUGAAAAGAUUCCUAAAGCACCAGGCUUUGCACAGAGAAACCAGCUUUACCAACUCUUUAACUAUCUAAAUCACUGGAACCACUUUGGCAAUGAAUACAGGCGCCCUUCAAUAAGUGUUAUGAAGAAACUGCUGAAAUAACUGUACUCCCAGUCACUUCCCUUGCAUCAAACUAUUGAUGUCCAGCAGACUGAAACACUACAUACACUGACAAAAUGUUGUUGUGUUUUAAUUAAUUCAUGCAAUACUUAAUACCCGCUGCUUAGCCAACAGUAAAGCCUAGGAUGAAGUGAAAUGAUUGUCCCACAAUGCUGCAUUUGUAGCCUGGAGACCUCCAUCAUCAUGAAGAACUCUCCACCCCUCUUACUGAUUGUUUGACCUCCUGCCACAAGAAUGAACACUAGCUUCUUCUCCCAGGCUGUUGUGCACCUUGCAUCCCAGCACUCACAUGCAACUUAGUAAAAUAAACAUACAUGUAUAAAC